AUUUCAUGAAAUCUUUAACUUUCCCUUUUUCCACUACCUAGAACCUGCCGAAACCACUCUAUCCAUCGAACAAAGUCACAUGCCCCAUAACCACAUACAUACCCAGCUUAGUCAUCGCAGCCAACGGGCACUGAUUGCUCGAUACGCAUGUGUGCUUGCGAUAGCCCGUCCCCAAAAACAUGCCAACAAAUAAGUCGCAGCCCAACUCCCCUCACUCAAACCCCGCCCUCGAAAAAAAGAAAAAAUAAAAAAAAUAAAAUCAUAAAGCGAACCCGGACCGAAAGAAACUUCUAAAACCGCACCCCGGGUUGUGGGGGAAAAAAAUCUAAACAAAACCAAAACAACUCGGCAAAGAUGACAAUAACAACCUUCACCUCCGAUCCGAACCUCACGAACCUAUCUCUAUCACGACUGCUCGCCCGACUUGAACAUAAUCUACUCUCGUCCUCCGCGGACCUGAAACCGCUUCGACGGUCGGAAUAUCAGCGUAUGAGGGUUGGAGCUAAUAUAGAGUACGCCCGCGCAACACUCCAGGAACUAGAGCGAAGUCUCCCGCAGAUUAAACCAGUCGAUCGUCGGCAUGAAAUUAAAUCGGAUAUUACCCGGGACCGACAGAUUCUGAAACAGUUGCAGAGUGUACUAGAUCAACUAAAUGUCGAGGCGGAUGUACAGUUUCCCGUGAAAGGGGGGCAGGAUGUAGAGGGUGUUUACGAGGUCGAGGACGAGGAGUCACUGGACGGAGAGGAUUUCCUCGGGACACCGGAGGAGACAAGUACAUAUGAUGAAGGGCGGGAGUUAGUAGAGGGGAAGACGGAGGAUAAGGAGAAGACUGCUGCGACGGAGAAAUUGAGGGCGGUCCCUGGGCAUGAGUCUGAGACUAUGCACAACGAGAUGACGCGGUCGACGACGACGGCUGAUGCUACAGCUACAGCUACAAUUUCGCCGACACCAUCGUCGACCUUACGAAACCGAUAUAAUAGCCCGACAGACGCCCCGGCCACAGCCACAGGUUCCUCUCUACAUGAUCAUAAUACAAUGGCACAGCCGUCUUCGAGUAAGGUCCAAUCAACGGAAGAAACGCUUGACACACAUCGUCGCGAACAAGAAGACCUUACCAACUCUCUUUUGUCCCUUGCAACGCAGCUUAAAUCUUCUUCGCAAGCUUUCCAAUCCUCGCUAGAAUCCGAAAAGUCUGUGCUGACCCGUGCCGUCGAGGGCCUAGACCGCACGACGGGCAACAUGGAGGCCGCAGAGCGACGGAUGGGGUUGUUGCGUCGCAUGACAGAAGGCAAAGGGUGGUGGGGACGGAUGAUGCUUUAUGCGUGGAUCUUCGGAUUAUGGCUCGUUGCGGUAUUGAUUGUAUUUCUCGGUCCGAAAUUGCGUUUCUGAUACGCAUCUAUCUAUCUUAUGUUUAUACAGCGUUUUAUGUAUGGAGUACGGGUGUUUGGAUGGGCAUCUAUCUCCAUAGCAGAAUUUCAACCUCCGCAAGGUCUUGAUAUCCAUGUACAUACAGCGCAACGGAUUUAGAUAUGUUCAACUCGAGUGAUCUUCAUUUUAA
Molecule: messenger RNA, 1558 nt
Organism: Aspergillus alliaceus
Lineage: Eukaryota; Fungi; Ascomycota; Eurotiomycetes; Eurotiales; Aspergillaceae
Exons: 3
Coding region: 355-1389 (344 amino acids)
Biological process (GO): retrograde vesicle-mediated transport, Golgi to endoplasmic reticulum
Cellular component (GO): SNARE complex; endoplasmic reticulum
Molecular function (GO): SNAP receptor activity
Source: RefSeq, a predicted model, not a curated record